AUGAUGACAGCCCUGAGGUGUGCUGUGCAUCUGACUUUUCUGUUCUUAGGAAGUUUAGCUCAGAUGACUGUUCUGAAAUCCUCUGUACAUAUACAACAAGACAGCGGUUUAAUAAGAGCUGAUGUUGGUGACAAUGUGACUCUGCGAUGUUUCUAUAAUGAGACUGCUAUAAUGUUUUACUGGUACAAACAAAGUCUGGGGGAGAAACCAAAGCUCAUGACUACCUUCUAUCGACAUGAAAACAGUGGAGUCUUUGUAAACGAAUUCAAGAACUCUUCUCGCUUCAGACUAGAUGCAGGAAAAGGUCAAAACCACCUGACCAUUUUCAAUCUGGUCCAGUCAGACUCAGCCACCUACUACUGUACGGGCAGCUACGAGUAUGAAUUUAUAUUUGUAGAGGGUGCUACUGUUAAUGUGAAGGGUUCAAGUGUUAACUCAAAGGUUUUAGUCCAUCAGCCAGGAGGCUCUGAGACUCUGAACUGUGCUGUCCGUACUGGGACCUGUGACGGAGAACACAGUGUGUACUGGUUCAAAGACUCUGAAGAGCCUCACCCAGGACUCAUUUACACCAGUGGAGGAAAGAAGGAUCAGUGUGAGAGGAAGCCUGAUUCACAAACACACACCUGUGUCUACAACUUGCCAAUGAAGAACCAGAAUCCUUCUGAUGCAGGGACUUACUGCGCUGUGGUCUCCUGUGGACGCAUACUGUUUGGGGAAGGGAAGAAGUUGGACAAAGAGCGUGAAAGUUACUCUUUGGUGUAUUUCUUUUUCGGAGCUUUGGCAUUCACCACCACACUGCUUGUUUUCCUGGCAUGUGCAACAUAUUCAGUGUACAGAAGAAACUGCUCCCGAUGUUCAGACUCCAGAUCUUCAGCCAGCUCGACUCCAAACACACGGGACAACCCAGACACAGACAGCAUCCAUUACUCUACUCUGAGGGUACAGAAGGCUAACAGCAGAUCUACAAGACACAGAGAUGACGACCUGAGUGAAUGUGUGUACUCCAGUGUGAAGCAGUAGAGCAAGAUACUUUGUGUUUGUUGGUUUUUACCAUGUAAGAAGAAAGUGUUCAAGUAAAUGUCUUUAUCAAGCAUUAUAAGUGUUUGUUCAGGCUUAUUCGGCCAUACAUUUCAUCGGGCAUUUUACUGCUGUGUACAAUGUAGAGACACAAUGUAAACUACUUGUGUCUUGGGACAUGUGGUUUCAGAUACUUGGGGGCGAUAUUUGGGCCUGUUAGCAAAGACCUGCAGAAUUGAAAGUGGAUAUGUAUGGUCUUGGACACACCCACACCUAUCUGCUAAACCACUCCCUAUAACUUAAUAGCUCAAACAUAACUAGCUGCAUUAAAAAUUGUUAAUGCUUUUAAAAUGUUUAAGUGUUUGCUUUAUGU
Messenger RNA from Notolabrus celidotus (New Zealand spotty), 1390 nucleotides. RefSeq lists its product as uncharacterized. The coding region runs from base 1 to 1020 and encodes 339 amino acids. The transcript is spliced from 5 exons. The record is from RefSeq and is a predicted model, not a curated record. Gene Ontology annotation, biological process: response to bacterium. Lineage: Eukaryota; Metazoa; Chordata; Actinopteri; Labriformes; Labridae.